Molecule: messenger RNA, 1562 nt
Organism: Xylona heveae TC161
Lineage: Eukaryota; Fungi; Ascomycota; Xylonomycetes; Xylonales; Xylonaceae
Exons: 4
Coding region: 108-1208 (366 amino acids)
Source: RefSeq, a predicted model, not a curated record
CACAUAAACAACCAUGAUAAUAUUGAGUCCUUGAGACAGCAAAGUACAAUUUUCAAAAUAGGGAGCGAGAUUUUUGAGUUGCUUCUCAACUACCAGCUCUUGCCGUGAUGAGCAACUUGCUCUCUUACGCAGGUUGGACCUUUCUGCCAAAUCUUGUCACAGGAUGGCUCCAGUCACUUUACUACGGCAUCACUGUUCGAGCCGGUGAUCCUCGCCCAGCACCGGGAUCUCCCCGCUACAUGAAGCAUCGGCGGCGCAUCUACAUCCUUGUCAUAUUGGCAUAUUUGCUCUAUACAAUUAUCGAAGCUGACUGGGAGCUCCGCCGGGCGGGUGACUUUUACCAAGACCUUGGAUUACCGUACAAUGUCGAGGAGAAAACAAUAAAAUCACGAUUUAGACGACUCGCGGCUCUUCAUCACCCCGACAAAAUUUCCUCGGCAGAAGCGCGCAGUCAAUCCGAAGCGUACUUUGUUCACCUCAAGCAAGCACAAGACACGCUUCUUGAGCCAGCAAAGCGGUUUGCGUACGAGCGUUUCGGACCUGACAUUCUGCACUGGAAACACUGCUCCUCGCGGCGCGAUUACAUUCUUACAGGAGUGCAGUCGAUUGUGCCAUACUAUGCCGCCGGUGGAAUGUUUAUGAUCUUCUUAGGCAUGCUGGGAUAUUUUGAAUGGGGACGUUACUGGCGCUACCUAUUCUUCUCCGCACUGCUCGUCUUCGAAGUUCACACCGUCACUAGACCUUAUUUCCCGCCCAUUUCGUCUAAACUUGUAACGCCCGUCCUCAGCGUAUUCACAUUACGCCGUCGUGUUGCGUAUUUGCCGUUUCAGCAACUCGUUCUCGCUCGAAAAAUUACACUCACUCUCUUCAUUGCUCUGGGACAGUUGGGUCCUCUAUUCCAGCUCCAGGCGCCGCCGUCCUCCAACGGCGCUGCCAAAGAUCCUAAAUCUAUAACCCAGCAAAAUCAGCAACUCAACCGUCUAGAACAAUUCUCACGUGCAGCUGAUUUCGAAGCCACUCGACUGAUGGGUCUCGAAAUGGCACCGUUUGCAGGCGAUACUCAAGCUCUGCGUGAGGUGCGAGCCAAAUUGAAGGAUUGGUUGGUGCAAAAUACUAUAAGGGCCGAUCCGGAGGUCAGAGAUGCAGUGGGUAGAGUAAUGAACCGACGACGAACAGAUGCCCCAACCGGUGCAAGAGGCACGAGAUAAGCCCACCUGCACUCUUUUUUCAAUUCUUCCUCGCUCUCAUAACGUGCUCGUGUUCUGGGAUAUAUUCUAUACUCUGCAUUUUUUGUCUUAUGGCUUGGGUCGGCUUAUCUUUACUCUUGGCACGGUAAAUUCCAUAUUGGUUCUUCAAUUUACUCUUAUUAUCCUGCCCAAAAGUGAAGCUGUAUACUCAUAUCGGCGUUUUUCCUUUCUUACUUCACUUCUUCGUCAUAAUUUUUACCGGCUGAAAGAGGGAGAGUACUCUGAUGCACACUGCGCUGCACAUAGGUUAACUGCAUAUGAAGCAAUUUGGCAUAUUAGACAGUCUCUACCACAAAUCACACACUUCAUUUUGAG